This is a messenger RNA of Punica granatum (pomegranate), 1666 nucleotides long. The record is from RefSeq and is a predicted model, not a curated record. Lineage: Eukaryota; Viridiplantae; Streptophyta; Magnoliopsida; Myrtales; Lythraceae.
UCCUGCAUGCACCAUAUCAGCCCGCGGCCACCCUCUUCCCCAAGCAAAGCAAAGCCCCUAUUCUUCGUUUCACUCUCUUCUCCUCUUCUCUGCAAAUUACUCUCUUCCUCCAUUGAUCUUCCCCUUACUCUGCUCAAAAUCGUCAACCAUGGUGCUCGAGGCGACGAUGAUCUGUAUCGACAAUUCCGAGUGGAUGCGGAAUGGGGACUACGCUCCGAACCGUUUCCAGGCCCAAGCUGAUGCUGUUAACAUUAUCUGUGGAGCUAAGACGCAGUCGAAUCCAGAAAAUACAGUGGGAGUCCUCACCAUGGCUGGAAAAGGUGUUCGCGUCUUGGUCACCCCUACGAGUGAUCUUGGCAAGAUUCUGGCUUGUAUGCAUGGCUUGGAAAUUGGUGGUGAGAUGAACCUGGCUGCAGGCAUCCAGGUGGCUCAACUGGCACUAAAGCAUCGUCAAAAUAAGAAGCAGCAACAGAGGAUUAUUGUCUUUGCCGGAAGUCCUAUCAAACAUGACAAGAAAAUGCUGGAGAUGAUUGGAAGGAAGUUGAAAAAGAACAGUGUUGCACUUGAUAUUGUUGACUUUGGUGAAGAGGAUGAUGGGAAGCCGGAGAAGCUGGAAGCGCUUCUUUCAGCUGUCAACAAUAAUGAUACCAGCCAUAUAGUUCAUGUUCCUGCUGGUCCAAAUGCUCUUUCUGAUGUUUUGAUAAACACACCUAUAUUUACUAGGGAUGGGGAAGGAGGAAGCGGUUUUGCAGCAGCAGCAGCUGCUGCUGCAGCUGGUGGUGUCUCUGGUUUUGAUUUUGGUGUAGACCCCAACUUGGAUCCUGAAUUGGCCCUUGCUCUUAGAGUUUCUAUGGAAGAGGAGAGAGCUAGACAGGAAGCUGCAGCUAAAAAGGCUGCGGAAGAAGCUGCUAAGGAAAAAGGAGGCGAACAACAGCCUGCUUCACAGGACACGACCAUGACUGAAGGUCCCAGCGCUUCAGCCUCUGAAGCUGAAAAUAAGAAAGAUGAUUUGAUGGAUGAUGAAAAUGCUUUGCUACAAAGAGCCCUCGCUAUGUCAAUGGAUGACACUACUUCGAGCCAUGAUGUGCGGGACACUGAUAUGUCAGAGGCAGCUGCAGAUGACCCCGAUUUGCAACUGGCUCUUCAAUUGUCUGUUCAGGACAGCGCAAAAGAAGGAAAUGAUGUGAGCAAAUUGUUGGCAGAUCAAUCCUUUGUAUCUUCUAUUCUUGCAACCCUUCCAGGAGUUGAUCCAAAUGAUCCUUCAGUUAAAGAUUUGCUUGCUUCCAUGCAAAACCAGUCUGAGCAGAAGAAGGAUGAAGACAAGGGGCCAGAUGGCGACGAGAAGAAGUAAUAUGUUUGUUUCUUAUGGUUUCAUGUCUCUAAGAAGUUAUUUGCUGGUGAAUUCGUGCUGAGAAACCUUUGGAGCAGCAAACGCCUGGCAAAGAAGACGGAGCGAACGAUUGUUUUAUAUGUUUGGGUCUGAACUCGACAUAGUUCUGAAACUGGGCUCUUUCUCUGCGACCCGUUGUUAUGGUAUUUUAGAACAUUUGGGAAGUUUGAGAAAUAUGCUGUUUGACCUAAUGAUCUGUUUCACGUUAGCUGCCUUCCUGGACUUCAUUUUGAUUGAAUGCUAUCUCUCUACACGGCCGUGAUAACUUCUUUAACA